Molecule: messenger RNA, 3378 nt
Organism: Schistosoma bovis
Lineage: Eukaryota; Metazoa; Platyhelminthes; Trematoda; Strigeidida; Schistosomatidae
Source: the annotation of a GenBank genome assembly
AGUAUGUUUUGGUACAGUUAAACAAGCAGGUACGGUGAAAACAGUCCCUGGUACAAUUGGUUAUAAUAAUAAUUGUUUCCAUUACACCAAUCUCGCUACAUGCUGUUGACCAUUGUGAAUAUAUUGAAAGCACAAAAAUUCAACAAAAAUGUACAAUCUAAUCGCUAGUGUCAGAACCAACUAAAAAACAGAGUACUACAAGACGGGCCUGGAGAAAAUUCUGAACGUCAACCGAAAUAAUUCAAGUUUAAAAACAAAGUUAAUGCAUAAUAAGUAGUAAACUCGCGCUUUUUUGAAACGCGCACUAAUACUUUACUGUUCAAAGGAGCUCUCUGUCUAACAUCGUUAGUGUAUUGGUUGAGUUUAAUUAGUACUGAAAAACUAGCGAAAAUACAUCAGAACAUGUUAAAAGGAUAUCUCAAAGGUGUUGUAGACCUAGUGAACAAUCUAACUGAACCAGCUGGUUCAGACGAAAAUCUAACUUCUGGUGAUACUCCGGAAGUUCUUGGGGAAGGAUUUAAAGAUCAGGAUAACGGUAGUUCCAAUAGACCACGAACACUUAAUUCUGUGCCCAACUCACAGAGCGUUGACAAUUCGGAAUCAAGUAGUGUACUUAGUUGGAUUGGAAGUUUAAUAGCAGCCAAUGGUGAGAACUCCAUGUUGUUCUAUGUGGACUCUCUUGCAUCUAUGGAGACAAAUCCAAAUGAUGAUAAUGAAAAACAAACUGAUCAGGAAUCUGAAAAAUCAUUAGUUAUAACCGAAGAUAUUUCGAAAAUUGAAGUACCUGAAGUGUCUAAAUCACAAGAAGAUAACAAAUUGAUAACGCAUAAUAUAAAUUGUGAUUGGACGGAUAAAUUUUCAGUCAAAACUUCACAUGUUUGGGAACAGAUUAAAAAGGAUUUUAAUGAAGUUGUUCAUUCUGUCUCUGAACCAAAGGAUGUUGUAUAUCGUACUGCUUUUUCAGUUCGUGAUCGUAUCACAGCUGCUGCAAAUACAGUAAAGAACCUAAAUCCUAAUGAAUUUCUUUUGCCGGAUAAUGAAUCGGAAACUGAUCAACAGUUUACAAAGAAGGGAAAUAUCGUUGAUGAUGACUUGACGGCCUUACCACCGGCGUUGCCUAGCUUCACGAAUAUUAAACAAGAUGUAUCCCAGUUGGUCGAUUCUUUAUAUAAUGGUAUAAUGUCGACUGGCACGUAUUUCGGUUUAAUAACUGGAGAAAAUCAAUGUAAAGAUAAAAGUAAACACCAAACUCGUCUUGAUUUACUUAGAGCAGAUCCUGCAACAUAUGAAUUGGAACCACCAAUGCCUCCAGCAUCGUCUGGUAUACAUUCAUAUCAUGAUUGGAGAUCAGCGUAUUUUGAUGAAGAUAAUUGUCAACCAAUGAAUGGUGUCCUGUUAGCAAAUGCUAAAAGUCAUGAAUAUAGUAAUGUUCCAAUUGAAGAACUUACACAAGCACCACAUCCUAGUCCUGAAGAAUUAUUGGAUUCAUAUCCUUUUAUGCGAACAUAUUUAACUCAACUUGUUCAUCCAGAUGGUAAAAUUAAUGAUAAAUCUAUGAGUGAUGCUGAUUUCUGGUCAAGGUAUUACUAUCGUGUAUGGUUAUUGGAUUCAACUGAAUUUCAUAGAAGAAAACUUAAUGAACGAGUAGAAUUCGUCUCAACUGUCAAGCAAACCAUACCGAAUGAACCUACUCGGUAUGCUAACGAUACCAAUGAAACCUGUAAAAAUCUAAAUGUUACUCAAGAUGAUGAAUGGCCAGAUAGUGAUGAUCAUACAACCGUGGAGAAUGAAUCAGAAAUUUCAAAUGAUGAAUUCAUUACAAAAUACUGUAAUAAUGAUACUACUAUUACUAGUACCAGAAGUGAUUCGCAAUGCAGUAGUAGAUCUUUCAAUCAAAACAAUAGCAUUGAAAAGAAAAUCCGCCGUAAUAGUGAUAGUAGUAGUAGUAAUAAUAAUGAUAAUGAGAAAUCAAAUCACGAAAGCAAGUCUAAAAGAAAACAUAGUUACAGAAAACCAUUGAAUAAAAGCAAACACUUGAGGAAGUUAAGUUGUAACAAGAAAGAAAACUUGUCGGAUAGUCUUAAACCGGACAAUAUAAAAGUCGAAUGUUCAUCUACUCUACCGACAGAAGACCAAAAUCCAACAAAUGUCUUGUCAGAUUUUGAAGAAAUGACAUCUGGUUUAUCAUCAGUUGUGAUACUUGCAGAUGAAAUGGAAAAUGAUGAAAUGACAACUGCAAAAGCAUUUACAACAGAUAAAUCAACCGUCCAUUCUUCUGAAAGGUCUACUAUUGAAUAUAAGGCAUCAAUUUCUGAUGAUGAAGCUUGGAGUGAUUCUGAAAAUGAACGUAAAAAUUACUCACUGGAUAAAACCAAUAAGAAGUCCACUGAAACUAAUAAUAAUAAAGACGAGGCCGUCACAAUUAAGAAUUCUGAGCUACAAUUAACUGAUGAGAUUGAUGAUUGGGAGAAUUGGUCAUAAAAAUAUAAUUAAUCCCAUAAUUAUUACAUUGCUUGUUAGUUGCAGUGAUUCAUACUAUUAUUAACUAAUUUUGUUGUUUCUUUUUAUUGUAAACUGACAUUAAUCUGUGUGAUAGAUAACAAUAGUGACUAUAGUAAUUAAUUAAAAAGCCAAUAAAAUAAUGUGAAGAGUCCGUUCUUUAUCACAAGAAUACUGACAACAAAAUAGCCUAAAACGACCCAUUAUUUUUAUGAAGCAUGGGUACAACUCUGUAACAGAUGAUGAUAAUGAUGUUUACGCUUACUAUAUUUUAGAAAUCUUGUUUAUUUUUUCAAUUGUACUUUUCUAUAUCUAACCAUAUGAAUGAUGACUUUUUUAUUUCUCAAACUUUGUCGUCUGCCAAAAGUUAUUGAUUUUGAAUUUAUUUUAUUAUUUUAGUGGUUGUAGUAAAUUGUCACUUUAUCGAGCUAUUACACCGUCAUCAUCAUAGUACUUAGAUGUCAUGAUUUUAUCCUUUGAGAAAUCUAUUUCAUCGAUCAAUUCUUUUUUUUCCAAAAAUAAAUUCUUUCUUACAAGCGAUUGAAAAUUAUUACAAAGAACAAUUGUUUGUUAAAUAGAAGUGUGAUUAGGUCGGUUGAUGCACUGUCAACUAUAUAUAUAUAUCGCCUUGCACAGUGUUGCACGUGGAUGUAGCGAUCACUUCUAUUAUAUGAAUAAAUUCAACAAUACACAGACAUUUACACUAAUAUUUUUCGACAGUAAAAUUGUUCAGAAAGGAAAAAUAGUUUAAAGGAAUAAAAUUGUGUUCUAUUUGUAUGGGUUUUUUAACAAGCAUCAUAUAUACGACCCCAUAAAAAAAGAUCAAUUAAUAAUUUUAUAAAUAAAUGCAAUAUUUAAAAGGGUAAAUAAAAGUUACAU